AUGGCCUCCCAAAACGACACCAAUGUCACCUUCGUCCUCUAUCGAUACACUCCGUCGAUACCAGCUGCUGCCAUUUUCACUGCUGUUUUCAUCAUUUUGGCCAUAGUCCACACCUAUAUGGCUUUCAGGUACCGGUCUAAAUAUUUCAUUCCCUUCAUUAUUGGGUUACUUUUCGAAGCAGCCGGCUACAUCGCCCGAAUCUUUUCCCACAAUGACCCCCUCGCUCUCGGUCCCUACAUCGUCCAGACCAUGCUCAUCCUCGUCGCUCCUCCACUCUUCGCUGCCUCCAUCUACAUGACCCUAGGCAGAUUGAUUCUCUACCUCGACGCCGAAUCUGCCUCUCUCCUUCGCGUGAAAUAUAUCGCUAAGAUAUUCGUCGUCGGGGAUAUUAUCUCCUUUCUCUUGCAAUGCGGAGGUGGUGGCUACAUGUCCGCCGGCAGCCUCUCCGCCAUGGAAGACGGCGCGCACAUCGUCAUAGGCGGUCUAGCCGUGCAACUUCUCUUCUUCGGAUUUUUCAUCAUCGCUAGCGCUAUUUUCCAUUAUCGCGUUAAGAAGAAUCCGCAAUACUACACCACUAGACAAGUGGCAUCCUCCUCCCGUCGCGACUCGUGGGAAUGCAUGCUGUGGUGUAUUUACGGGGCGUGCGUACUCAUUCUCAUUCGGUCGAUAUAUCGUGUCGUUGAGUUUGUGGAGGGGAAUGAUGGAUUCGUUAUGCAUUUGGAAUAUCUGUUGUAUAUCUUUGAUGCCGUGUUGAUGGCGCUGCAGGCGAUGUUGUUGUUGAUUGGGUAUCCGGGACGGGUGCUGGGAGGGGUGAAACGGAGGGAUGUGGGUGUGCCUUUGGAGGAUAGGGCGGAUUCAGAGGAGAGGUUUUUGAGAGGUGGGAAGGUGGCUGUUUAG
Messenger RNA from Aspergillus luchuensis, 897 nucleotides. RefSeq names its product RTA1 domain-containing protein. Bases 1 to 897 code for a protein of 298 amino acids. NCBI's taxonomy places the organism in Eukaryota, Fungi, Ascomycota, Eurotiomycetes, Eurotiales, Aspergillaceae. Gene Ontology annotation, cellular component: membrane. The transcript is spliced from 3 exons. The record is from RefSeq and is a predicted model, not a curated record.